GAAAAAUCUGCGCAGCAGCAGAUGCUUUUCCUCCGUCUCUUGGGACUUUGCCUCUUCGUUUUGGCUCAGAGCUUUGGUGGUAGCUUGGCGAUCGCCCUGAUCCCUGAGGCGCCUCGUUGCGAGGAUCAAAAAUCCACCUGUGAGGUGCAUCCUGAGGCCGUUCCUCAGCACACCUUAGUGCAGAAAACCACAGCCACACGGCGAGAGUUCAUAGAGUUGGCGGAGGUGAUAAACAAAGCCACGUUGGCUCAAUGGCGUUCUGCUGGGUUGACAGCUGCCAUUGGUGAAACCUGGGUGAAACCUGAGGUGGCUGAAGUGGCACGAUUCAUGCAUCUUGGCCGUCAGGAGGCAGAUCGUCUCCGAGGUGCCUUGGGCGUUGCAGCUGCUGCUGCUCCUGCCGGGGUUGCGGCGGGGGGUGAAGUUGUUGUUGCAGCUGGGGCGGGUGGAGAUGCGGGACAAGAUGGUGACGGUCGGGUAUGGGUACUGGCUGAAAUGGUGAUGGGUAAGAAGAUAGGUGACCGAGUGGUACCACCAGUGGGACACCCAUGUGAUGGAGAUGUUGGGCUGAUGCGCAUGGUUGACUCCGAGGGGAUUGACAAACCUCGACUCAUUCAUCGUGUGGCAGAGUCGGAGCUGAGUGACUUCUGUGAUGUGCGAAUUGGCAUGGCGCGGCUUUCGGAAAGCUGUGAAGGCACAGAUCGUGCAGCAGGAGAAGAUGCUAGGACUCUUGAGGUGAAGUAUGGGUUCAAUGGUGAGCGCCAUCGCUCCUUUAGGGAGUCUGUGAAAGAGCUGCAACAAACAGAAUUUGAAGACUUUCCUUUGGAACCAAGGAGGCGACAACUCAUUGCGGAUGCCCAUGCAAGCAGCCCUGGCCAACCUUCUUACCUUGGAGCAGAACAUUACUUAGGUGAUACCUACAAAGCUGGCGGUGGCAUUGUUGUUCCUGCUUUGACGGAUUAUGUCAGUCGGAAGAUGCAGGCGCAAUCUCAGAUUUUGAAGGAGAAGCGCAAACUUGCUGAGGUGACUGGUGGCAAAGGCGGCAAAGGCAAACCUAGCAGCCCCCCGAAAGCGCCCCCUCAGGGGAAGCCAAGUGGGGGUGACUUGCCUUUGAUUCAGUGUCUUGCCAUUCAGGACAUCAUUGCUGCUGUGAAACGUUUGGGAGCAGGGCCUCCUGCAGACAACUCAGGAGCCUCAAAAGCGCUCCGGGUGGCUGCUUCUGGUUAUCUUGGGCCAGAAGUUAGCGUGGGCGAUGUGGUUGGAAUGGACUUCAGCUGUUUGUCCCUGCCUAGUGUUGGUACAGCCGGCGUGGACCUCCUUUCUGCCUUGGAUGAGCCGACUCGUGGUGUGGUGAGUGAGUUUGAGGAUUAUUUUUGCCUUGGCUUCGAUGUGACGCGUGAAGAGGCAGCUUUGAUCUCGGGCAGCAAUAGUUGUGAUUUUGGUAAGGAUCUUUGUGAAGAGGCCAAACGAAAGGUCACACAGGAUUUGGGUGGUCUUGGUUUUUCGAUACAUGAGGAUGAACCUGCGUCUACUUCUUUCUUCACCUUGGGUGGGGAGGUUGAUGGUGAGGGUUAUGGGAUUUGUGAACGGCAACUGGGUUGUGAAGCAGUUGGGCAGCUUGGCAGGUGGAAUGAGAGAUGGCGUUUUCGGCGUCUACCGCCGGAGGAGUGGGCUCCGCGAAGGCGGGCUAUGGGAUUGGAUCCGAUUGCUGAUGUGGAAACGGUAUUAGGGGGAAGAUCCGCCCGGGUCCUUUCCAGUACGCAGAUGGGUGUCAAAGUGAGCAAGGCUCACACGUGCCGAGUGCUGAAGAAGAACACAGCACCUUCAGCCAAAGUUCCCAAGGUGAAGAGUGGACAGCUGCAGAAUGCAACUCAACCUGUGAGCCAGGCCGCAAAGAAGCGAGUGGUGAAGGUAGAGCUGAAGAAGAAGCAGCCAAGAGAGGUGCGAGUAGUGAGUGCCUUGAAGUCGGAGGAGGUGAAGGAUGCUGGAAAGAGAGCCCAGUUGAACCGGUUGACAAUUCUGGAACAGAAGUCAAUCUCGACCGAGGUUCGACAUCAGUAUCAAUCAUUCCUUCUCAAGUUCGAGAGUUUCUGCCGGGACAGCGGGUUAAAAUGGCCGUUAGUGAAGGAUGUCGACGCCAUUCUUGCAGAUUUCUUGGACGUGAUGUUCCUAGACAACCGCCCGGCAGCCGAAGGAGAGAAGGUUGUCGCAGCAGUGGAAUUCAACAACGUGAAGCUCAAAGGUUGUUUGGUGAGAUCGAAGAGGGCACUACGUGGUUGGCGCAAGGAGCGCCCUCCCCAGAGCAGGUUGCCUCUCCCUCGUCUUGUGGCAGCAGGGAUGGCUAUGGUGCUGGCGAGCCAAGGGCUGAAAAGCAUGGCUUUGAAAGUCAUGCUGGAUCACGACACCUACCUACGUCCUGGCGAAAGCAUAGACAUUCGUUGCAAGGACGUCAUCCCACCAGUGGCAGGAGCAGGAAAGCAGUAUCGCUGGUACGGGAUUGUGGUGAGAGAUAUCGUGGAUCAGAAGCCCGACAAAGCAGGCAUCUACGACAACACCAUUGCCCUCAACAGUCCAGGCAGGGAGUACUUGGGAGAUCUCAUGUGGCAGCAGGUGAAGAUUGCAAAGAAGACAAGCGAGUUUGUGUUUCAGUUCACUGCGGCAGAGUUCAGAAAGAAGUUCCAGGCUGCAGGAGAACGUCUUCAGCUGAAGAAUCUCCACCCAUAUCAAUGCCGUCACGGAGGAGCAUCAGAAGACUUAAACAGUGGAGACCGCAAAGCUGCGAAUGGACUAUAUCGCACCUUGCUGGCGCAACCGUAUCCUUGGGCCUUGGCAGACUUAAUUGCGGGGACAGUGGUUGACGACAAGUGGAAGUGCUUCAAUCGAAUGCCGUCUUUUUCGUAUCAAGUUCUAGCAGCUCCACCUCCAGUGGGAAAACUCACCGACUGUGGACGAUUUGAUGAGGCCACAAGUGCUGCAUCUCGAGAGUUGGCUGACAUGGCAGAGCUUGCCGGGC
This is a messenger RNA of Cladocopium goreaui, 3010 nucleotides long. NCBI's taxonomy places the organism in Eukaryota, Dinophyceae, Suessiales, Symbiodiniaceae. The record is from the annotation of a GenBank genome assembly.